Protopterus annectens (West African lungfish) is the source of this 9434-nucleotide messenger RNA. RefSeq names its product BOC cell adhesion associated, oncogene regulated (gene BOC). Gene Ontology annotation, cellular component: axon; plasma membrane. NCBI's taxonomy places the organism in Eukaryota, Metazoa, Chordata, Ceratodontiformes, Protopteridae. Gene Ontology annotation, molecular function: protein binding. The record is from RefSeq and is a predicted model, not a curated record. Gene Ontology annotation, biological process: axon guidance; cell-cell adhesion; nervous system development. Bases 381 to 3647 code for a protein of 1088 amino acids. The transcript is spliced from 19 exons.
UCCAAGCAGGAGUAGCAGAGAAACAGAAUGAUGUGAGGGGUCGAUACAUCCCAAAAAGAUCUUGUGUGUGGCAGUGAUUGAAAGAAACGGCAUAGAAGUGGCGGUAGUGAAAUCUGCCUUUAAAUGUGAAGUGUAAACCUUUGCUGUAAUAAUUUUUACUGUAUAAGCGAACAGAAAGCAUCCCCAGCUGGAUUUAUUUGUGCAAAAAGAGAUCGCAUCUUACUGGAGCACGAGAAAAGUGCAAACAAAAGUUGCAUUUGAGAUUGUCGGUCCAACACUGAGCACUGGACUCUUCACAGAAGUAUUCCAUUAGCAGCACAUGUGACACAGCUAGCUGUCAUUGAAAGGCCUGACCGUGAUCUGCAUUGGAUGGAACUAGGAUGGGGCUGAGGUGGAAGGUAUCCACACCUGCACUGUGGCUGAUACUAUGCGCUUUUAGCAGAGUGGUCUAUUCUGAUGACAUCCCUUAUUUUCGAAUUCAGCCAAAAUCUGCCGUGCAGAAACUGGGUGGUUCGGUAAUGCUGGAAUGUGCUGCUGAGCCAGCAACUGCAAAUGUGUCAUGGCGUUUGAAUGAUCGUGAACUGAACAGUCAUCCAGAUGUUCUCAUCUAUGAUGGGACCCUUGUUGUAACAUCAGUCAGCAAUGAAACAGUGGGUCGCUACCAGUGUGUUGUCCGGACGGCUUUAGGAGCAGUGGCAAGCCUGCCCGCAAUAGUUACACUAGCAAAGCUACAGGACUUUAAAACAGACUCCCAGCAAGUGAUUGAAGUAGAUGAAGGAAACACUGCAGUGAUAGCAUGCAACCUCCCUGAGAGCCAACCCAAGGCGCAAGUCCGCUAUAAUGUCAAGCAAGAAUGGCUAGAAGUUUCCAAAGGAAACUACCUGAUCAUGCCUUCUGGGAACCUGCAGAUUGUCAAUGCCACUCAGGAGGAUGAGGGCACGUACAAGUGUGCAGCCUAUAACCCUGUGACCCAGGAAGUGAAAACGUCUUCUUCCAUUGACAGACUACGUGUGAGACGCUCCACAGCAGAAGCAGCUCGAAUCAUCUACCCUCCCAAACCACAGACCAUCAUUGUCACCAAAGGUCAGAACCUGAUUCUGGAGUGUGUGGCCAGUGGGAUUCCACCACCACAAGUCACCUGGGCCAAGGAUGGAAUAGCAGUUCAACCCCACAACAACACACAGUUCUUGCUCAGUAACCUGCUGAUUAAUGGUACUAGUGAAAGCGACUCUGGCACAUACAGCUGCAUGGCGGACAACGGCAUCGGAGAGAUGGGUGCAGUGUUCACGUACUACAGUGUUCAAGUCUUUGAACCACCUGAGGUCAGUAUUCAGCUGCAGCAGUCUGUGGUGCAUUGGGGCCAGACCGUGAAGUUCAGCUGCAAUGUCCGUGGAAACCCACCACCCUCUGUGAUUUGGCUGUGUAAUGCUGUCCCUCUUGUUGAAAGCAGACAGCACCACAUUUCCAACAAGGUGCUGCGUGUGAGUAGUGUUGGGCCUGAUGAUGAGGGGAUCUACCAGUGUAUGGCUGAGAAUGAAGUUGGCAGGGCGCAGGCAGCAACCCUGCUUAUUGCCACUGGGUCAGGAACAGUAGGUAUGCCUCCAACUAAUGGGGGUGACAUUUCCCAGUUGAGCCACUCACUGAAGCAGGGGAGCUCUGAGAAUGCUGUAGCAGUGCCAAGGCCCACCGCACCACCAGUCACUCCCAGUAUAUGCAGUGGACAAGGAGCACAAGUAUUGCCAGCAGAGGCCCCUGUUAUCCUUAGUUCUCCUCGGACAUCUAAGGCAGACCUUUAUGAGCUAACAUGGAGACCGCGGCCUGGAGAUGGAGCAGCAGUCAUUUAUUACAUCGUGAAACAUCGUAAGCAUGCUUCUGAGUCACCUGAUAACUGGACAGUUUCCCACAUCCCAGGGAACCAGCACCGCUUCCUGCUGACCAAACUGGAUCCCUCCAGCCUGUAUGAGGUUGAGAUGGCACCAUUUAACUGUGCAGGAGAAGGACAGGCUGCUAUGAUGACCUUCCGAACUGGGAAUGGCCGAAGCCCUGGAAAGAAGUGUCAUAUCCCUGGAUGUAGUCGCCCACAGGUGGAGGAUGAUGGCUGUAUCAAGAGUGAAAUCGGUAGCCAGUCGGGCAGUGCCACCCCUUCUUGUCCUGAAGCACCAGAUCGCCCAACUGUUUCAAUGGCCUCUGAGACUUCAGUCUAUGUGACAUGGAUCCCUCGUGGGAAUGGGGGCUUUCCAAUUAUGUCAUUCCGUGUGGAGUACAAAAAGUUGGGGAAGGGAGAGGACUGGGCAUUGGCAAGGAGUGAUAUCCCCCCAUCCAGGCUGUCUGUUGAAAUCCCAGGUCUUCAAAAAGGUACAUCUUAUAAGUUUCGUGUAAGGGCAGUGAAUGUUCUAGGUGAUAGUCCUCCUAGUGCUGCUUCAAAGCCAUAUGCGGUUUUCCCAGGACCGACUAGGCCAGAAGAAGGGCCUUAUAUCACCUUCACCGAAGCCAUCAAUGAGACCACUAUCAUGCUGAAAUGGAUGUAUACUCCAUCGACCAAUAGCAGUCCAAUCCAUGGGUUCUACAUUUAUUACCGCCCAACCGACAGUGACAAUGACAGUGAUUAUAAGAAGGACAUGGUAGAAGGAGAGCGUUAUUGGCACUCGAUAACCAAUUUGCAGCCAGAGACAUCAUAUGAUAUCAAAAUGAGGUGUUAUAACAAAGGUGGCGAGAGUGAAUUUAGUAAUGUUAUGAUCUGUGAAACUAAAGCUCGUAAAGUUGUUCCAGGCCAAACAGCAGUGCUCCCUGCACCGACCUCCUCUGGCAGUAACAGUAAUAGCUAUCCUGCUGGUAUCAGUCCCCGUUCCAGUGAUCUGCCGUACUUGAUUGUUGGUGUGGUGUUGGGAUCCCUGGUUCUCCUCAUUGUAACCUUUGUCCCAUUCUGUUUAUGGAGAGCAUGGGCAAAGCAAAAACAGGCAGCAGACUUGGCAUUUCCUAGUUCAAUACUUUCUACAGCUUCUUGCCAGUAUACCAUGGUCCCUCUUCAGGGAGUGUUGAGCCAUGCUCCAAAUGGACUCCCCCUCAGAAAUGGAAUAAACGCUGCAUUUAAUGGAGGAAACUACACUUACGCUGUUGCCAAACACCUGGAGUACAGUCCCGGCAGUUUGCCUCUGGAAAAGGUGGAAUGCGAUACACUUCUGGAAGAGAGUGUGGUGAGAAAUGGUAGCCCUGGACAGUGUCUGUAUUCAGAGAGCCCGCCUGUUUUAGGUUCCACAUGUCUGUAUAGCCUUCCUGAUGACUCUACCCAUGAGCUUCUUCACUCACAUGAGUGCAGCUGUGCCCAAGAAGAGCUUGGCAACCUUCUUCACAUGACAGAAAGUAGAGCUACAGCAACUAAAGCCGGACUCGCCAGGGAUCACAGCAUCCUUCCAGGUCUGCUGUCCACCACUGGGUUAACACCGGUAGAAGAAAUAGAGCACAUAGGGCAAGACUGUGCUUCCACAGAAGAAACCAGCAGUAGUCCAAUCAGAAGGGAAACAAGUUGUACACAAGACACACACAGCGUUUCAUAUCCGGGACCAAAUGUUGCCCCGUGUCCUAGCUUGUCACACACUAAGCUGCUGGAGAAGAAUAUACUUCAGUGUCCCUGUUGGGAUGAGAAAUAAAAAGGCAACUACAUUGCCGGACUUUUUAUGAAAGAAAAGUAUUUAUUUUUGUAAAAGAAAUAUAUUUAUAAAAUAUUUAUACAUCUGUAAAUACGUUGUGUGUAUGUAUGUUCUGCUGUAUGUUAAUGUGGACCUAGCUUUCACAAGAAUAUAUUCCAUGGAGGGAAGACUGAAUAAUCUGCUGGUAUAUAAAAUAAACUGCCUGAAGAAGUGAAUCGGAGUAUGUGGACUGAAGUCAUCCAGGUCGCAAGUUUAAUGCUUUUAUGGAAAGAAGACAGCCAAGUCUCAAGUGCUUUUUAGGAGGACUGUAUUCCAUUUUAAAAUAUAUCCGUUAUGUUUUAUGGUGAUCUGAACAUUCUUUUUCAGACAUAAAGACUGUGAUUUUUUUUUACUGUUUGUGUACCUCACAGUGCUGAAUGCACAUGUGCAAAGUAAGAGAAUAUAUCCAUCUUCUGUUCAACAGUAGAAGCUUGAGCCCUAGUUAGGUUUUAGAAUCCUCUCCGCUCUCCAGUGAAGGCUUGCUUUGAUUCUGAUAAAUUUGUUACAGAAGUUCAUGUUUAUAAGAAAUAAAAUUCCUACUGUUUGGUUACAGAUGUCAUUUUAUAUUCCCAAGUUUGUGGAAUAUGUUUUUUCUCCCCAUGCCUCUGUAUCCCCAAGUUAGUUUUAGUCCAGAAGUGCUGUUCCUGUUUUUAAUGAAGCCUUCAGCAUUUGGUACAGGCAAUAUCAGAAUUCUAAUCCUUAUUCUGUCUGUACUGUAAACAAGAAAGCUAAGGACUUUAUUCUAGCAAUUUCUCCAUUCACAGGGUGAUGACAGUCCAAGGCCAGUUCUUGUUUAUAGUUGGUUGUCAGUCCUUUUGCAUCUUUGGCCCUACCUAUCUUUCUGUAUUUAGUGUUAUUCUUGUUUUGGCUUGGUGGAACUGGUUAGAGGGCUUUCUUCACUUUAAUUAAAAAAAUACUUCUAUCCCGGAUUUUCACUCUUCCAAAAAACCUGGUUUCUUCUUCCCCAAACUUUCCGAUAAAUACUUUUCAGAUAAAUUUGCUUGAUACGAGGACUGUACUUUUUUUACCAAGACCUUCCAGCAUCUCCAUCGCCACAUUCUAGACAGUAUGGACAUAUUAAUGAUGUGUUGUUUAAAUAAGUGGGAUUAUAAACUAUUACCUGGUAUGCAAAUAUCCAUAGGAAACACCUGCUCCUAAAACGUAUCCACUAGUACUUGUACAAAGGAGAAGACUGCAGGUUCAUAAUACUGAACUGCACAUAAACUGUAUAAGAAUGAAUUGCAGAAAGUUUAAGGUUUUCUCACAGCAUAUGCCCACCCUUUUUUGCCUAUGUACUUUUUCCCUUAUUUAUUUGCCAAGCAUUAAGCCCCUCCCCCCAUAAGAGUUCAGCCAAUCAUCCCUGCAAAGAGCCAAGAGCCAGCUGGAGAGGCCGUCAUCCAAGCAGACCAUGCAUGUAUUUGUGCAGUUGCUGGUAUCCUGGCAGUACAAGUGUUAUUGCUAUGGCUUUAACCCCUCUCCUGAGUAGGGGGACAUAUAACUUGCUUCAGUGUGGUGAGGGCCACUUCGCCUUCUCCUCUGUGAAUGCACACUCCUGAGUGCCCACAAUUAAAGGUCACUGCAUGCACAGCUUGUUGCACUGGAAGCACAUACCAAGACCACCCCUGUGCAUCACCACCCAUCCUGCAAGAAAAUGUGGCAUUUGUCACCCCCCCCCUCCCAGAUAGGCACAGCUGUCAUUCUUAUGCCAUCUGUAACAAAUACAUGAGAUGCUUAUCAAACUGGAGUCACCUGGUCUGUAGCUACAGGGCUUUAUACCUCUACUACACCAUCUGGCUUUUUUUCACCGCAUUUGUACAUUUACUGUGGUGUUGUUACAAGCCUUUCAUGAUUUGUAAUGGAGAAGCAUUUUCUAACCUGUAGUUUGUCAUUUUGAACCCUGUCAUUUUUCUUGUCCUCAUGAUGGACCUUAUGUCUUUCCCUUUCAGAUUUAUGUAGUGAAUUACAUUUUCCUGUUAUUUUGGCUUACGUCACAUAUUUUGAGUGUUUGGUGGUGAUCCUGCACUCAACAUCCUGCAUUUGCUUUCUUUUUGUGAGGCUGCUUACAUACCAAGCUUUCAAGUUGUCAUUGGUGUUUUUAAGUAUGCCAUGAAAAUAAUCUUGAGUAUUUCAUUCCACAUGAUUUCCAGAUUUAAUAUUUAAGUGCAUGUAGCAUUUUAUUAUUUUCGGGGUAUAGUUCUGUAAAGCCAUAUAUUUGUCUUGAGGUGGUGGUCCAGAGUUCAACUUAAAACAAGUUUUUUUCUAGUUUUAGCAGAUCUUUAGGCACUCGGUGUAGAAUAGCUUUGUUGCAUCACUGGUUGUACCUUCUCCAUAUUGAAAAGCAAGAGCAUGGCCAUGUUUUCAUUCUUUGUAAAGAGAGGAGAGCUUAUAAUGUCUAAGUGUCUCUGCAAGUGGACUUGGCACUGAAUUGCUGAGUUGUGUUUUUUACUUUAGUGUUGUUGCCCCAGGUUUGGUGUGAUCAGCUGUGAGAUGCUUUUUCUCAUUUUAGCACUUAGCAUUUGCAAGAUGAAUGUCUUGGGUUUGGACUUCUCAUUCUGAACAUUUGUAAGAUGAAUGUCUUGGGUUUGGACUUCUCAUUCUGAAGUACUCCAUCAUGUACAACAUGUGACCAGCUUACUUUCAUCCAUUCUAAAUGAUAAGCAUUUGGGCUUUUUGACGGCCAAGACAUUUCUGCCUUGGUGAAUCAGGAUGCAUGUACUGCUUUAGUUUCUGUUUUGCCAGUGGUGUAUAUGGCAAUGGCUUUCUUUUAAAGUCUUAGAGGAGCAAGUCGUACAGGAGGGAGGCGUCCACUUGAUGACUUUUACUGCUGCUCUUUUCAUACAUCUUGGCUUUGAGGUGUCUAUCUUCCUGGUACCUCUGCCAUGUGACAGAUCACUUCUCCAAAGAACUGAAGUGACCAGGGAGAUAGGCUAUCCAUAGUCAUGCUGCUGGUUGAUCUUGGCACCUGACACCUGUUAGGAGACCUUUGGUUAAAUUUGUUGCUUGGUAAUGGGUAAAUUUACGGGCUGCCUAUUGGGAAUGUGAUAAAUAAAGUGAAGUUGAAUCUCAAAACUUGCUGUAAUGCAUUAAAAAUAGUUUCCAGAGGGAAGAUGUGAAUGUGACCCCUGCUACUUGUAUGUACUUGCUUGUAGUUGCAGUACCUUGGAGUAGGGGAAAUGCCUUGAGGUAUCACGGCUGUGGAAGAAGUGUGUGUGUGUGUGUGUGUGUGUGUGUGUGUGUGUGUGUGUGUGUGUGUGUGUAGGCAUGUAUAUUCACACUUUACCAUACUGUUCCAAUGAUCACAGUUACUGUCUUUGGAAUUUGUGAAUCUUGUCGACAUUUUUGUCUUUGGCCAUCUUCCUUUAGUCAUAAAGCAGGACUCAACCAGUUCUGUUCAUGCAGUUACAUUAGCUUCCUAUCUAACAGAAUAAGUGAAUCCUGCAGUUUCCUUCCAUAUUUUUAGCCAGGAUGCUGCAUGUGAUGUUUGUCGGUCUUUUUCUAUACGAGAAUGAACUGGUAUUGGAUAAGUAACUAUCAUGAUCAGAUACUUGUCGAGCUGUUUGGUUAAGAUACUUGUAGUGAAGGUUGAAUGCAGUGUACUUCACUUUGUAGAUUAAGAGAUUGGGCUUCUUAUGAGGACUUUUCUCCCUCCUGCAUCAUCCUAUGGCUCCCUACCUAGAGCUCCAUGGCCAUUGUUGAGUUUACCAACCAACUCCUUAGCCCUACCACCCCGGACUAUCUCUGAUACCAGCUGGGGCUGAUGCAGAACUUGAGGACAUCCUGGGGAUUUGGCUGUUCAAAUUAACCAGGGCUUGGUUCUACUUUUAUGACCUACCCGUGUUGACUGCUCCUUCUCUUUCCGCUGUUAUUCCCAAGGGAUGGGUGUGCAGUCGAGACAUGCAGCAUACCACCUUACCUUUGCAGUAGCUCUGACUUGUCCCUUCCAGUUCCCACCUUUGGCCUGUACCUCCUAGUGUGACAUCACCAGCCUUCAGCAGGGAUCAUCACAACAGAAGCUCAUGUUGCUACCUCCCCAUCAGGGUUGGUAACUUGUAUCCCUCCCUGCCACUUUGUUAGAUACCCCAGAUACUAACCAAACCUGGGUCACUUGGGCUGCAGUCAGGGCUUUAUCUGGAGUGGCAAGUAACAUGGGUUUUUGACUUGGAGGUUUUUGGUGUGUGUGUGUGUGUGCUAAACUUUAAUGUGACAGUGGGUGGAUUUGAAAAGAGUGUUUAAUUAGCAAGCUAAACAAAAAGCCAGUAAUGUCCAGUGUUGUAAUGUUUAUAUGGCUAAUGUUAGGAGCAACUUAUGCAAUGUGUUCGGAGGCUAUUAGCCACCAGGGAUGUUAAUGCAGCUUUACUUCAUGCUUGUUAAAGUGCACUUAUGUACUUCAUAAUGCUUUCAGCAUGUAUUUUGGUACCAUUUCCACAUUUCCAAUGUGUUUUUGGUUCCACUGUACUACAUUCAUCACAAUGCAGGUACCUUCAUUGAUUCUUGUAAAUGUUGUAAAAUAUGUAUGUUAAUGCUUUGUAUGUUCAAUACAUUUGCAUUUAUUUUUGCAUGGAUGAACUUUUUAUAUAUAAAAUACAAAUUUAUAUAUAUAUAUAUAUCUAUAAAAACUGUAAAUACAUCCUGAUAAAAAUAUAGCAUUUAGGCAACUUCUGCAUACAAGAAUAAUCGUGUAGGAUGUUGCUUCAUUUUUAUAUAUAUAUAUUUAUUUUUUUACAUAUCUAUAUAUCUGUAUCUGAAAACACUUAGUGAUUAGCUUCCUGCUGUACUUUCCUAGUGUUAAUGCAUUUCCUCUCUUUACUGGAGGUGCCAGCAGUUCAAAGAAGGGCCUUGUCUUUGCAUUUAGUUUUGCUUGAACUCUUGAUGUGCCUACCAGUUGCUGGGCUAUCGUAAACAUUUGAGAAGGCUAGUAUUUAAAUGUAAUUAACCCCUGUAAUAAAAAAGAGCAUAUGAGCAUAUAAUGAAGUAUCAGUAAGAUCUUUGCAGGUGCUAAAAGACCAGAGAAUGCAUACUGCCCAUGCUGGUGUCAUACAGUUUGCCGAAGCAAAUUCAUAUUCUGAAAGAACAGUUGUAGUAAAAACAGUAUAUUGAUAUUUACCUGUAUGCCAUCUGCAUUCUUUGCUGUUUCCUCUGUUUUUCAGAGCAAAAAAAUUUGAUAACAUUCACUCAGAUACAUUCUGGGUCUUCAUAACCAGUAGCAUCCCAUAUGCGUAUCCUGCCUAGGUGGUAGCAUGACAGCAAAUAUUAACAAUGACUUCUGGCUUUUUGCAUUAGCAGUAAUGUUACCUUUUUUGUUGCUAAUACUACAAUUUGAAUAAAAAUUCAGCUACCAAAAGGGCUUUUGAGUAAUUCAGGGUCAUCAUCUUCUAAAACACAUUAAAAGUAAACAUAUCUCAGAGGCCAUUACCACUUGUGGGUCGUAGUUGUGUGACCCAAGAACUGUUGCUGAAUGCGGUUAUCUUUGGGUUUUUUUGUCAUAUGCAUUUAUUUACCUGUCGUUGUCACAUUACAUAACCACAAGGUAAGACAAAUUCUACCACCCUGGCAGAAAUUAAAGUGAUAAAAUACCUUUUAUGUUACUCUGUACUGCUGUCAUCUCCUGAGAGAAAAAAACAAAGAUCACAUCAGUUAGUCAUAUGAAAAUAUUUUUAUUUCAUGUGUUUGCCAUAUUGAAGGACAUAAACUGCAUCCAUCUUUCCUUAUUUAUGUUAGCUGUACUAAAUAAAUUCAGUUUAAAAAGUU